GUUUGUGGCUAAUGAUCUGUCCAAGUUCCAGAACCCAAAAUCACAGCCACCUCAGGUCCUCAACUGCCACUAUUUUGAGUACUUCGCAUGGUUCUACGCCACAAAUGGAGGCAGAGGAACAGAGACGAUUGUAGACACAGGUGGUGAAGAGAGAAGAUAAAGAAACGAUGAUGUCUAGUCUAUGGAGGAUAUGAAGGGUCAGUACUCCUCUGUUAAAAGAAGACGCCAGUGGACUCAAGAAGAAGAUAUCCUUCUCAAGAGAUGUGUGGAGAAGCAUGGCCAAGGAAAUUGGCAUCUUGUCCCUUCCAGGGCUGGCAUAGAGAGAUGUCGUAAGAGUUGUAGACUGAGAUGGUUGAACUACUUGUGUCCCAGCAUCAAGCGAGGUGAGUUUACUCAAGAUGAAGACGACCUCAUCUUCAAGCUACACAAGCUGUUAGGCAACAGAUGGUCAUUGAUUGCGGGUCGAAUCCCAGGCCGGACAGCAAACGAUGUAAAGAACCACUGGAAUUGCCGUUUGAGUAAAAAACUUGGUGCCUCAGAUAAGACUAAUAAGAAGCCAAUACUUGAGAGGGUUCAAGUCAUAAAACCACAGCCUCGGAUUCUUUCCAAGGGUAUAAAGAUUUGUCCAAACAAAAACAACCCAGAAAUUGAAGUGACCACAGUGAUGACCCCUCCAAGGGUUAUAAGCAAACCUGUGAGGUGUUGGGAGAGCUUGUUUAGUAAUGAAGAGGAAGAGACUACUGUAGCGUCUGGAGACAGAGAUGAGGUGAAGCAGCAAUCCAUUGGCAAUAUCCCUUGGUUUGAAGGUAUGGAGCUAGUGUCACAGGCUGAGGCUGCCCUUAUGGCUGAAGGCUAUGAGUGGGAAGCACUCACAGCUGAUAAGGAUUUGUGUUAUGGUGAUUGGUUUGAUAUGUUAUAAUUCAAGCACAAAGAAGCUGUCUGCUUCUUACUUGGUUAAGGUUUAGGUUUAGGGUAGGGUUGAGCUCAAAUGGUCUCUAAGGAGGCAGACCUGUAUGUGAGAUUAAAUUGUAUUGAAGUCGAAGAAAUAUGUAAUAGAAGUUUAUAUAGGAAUUUUGUUUCCCUUUUAUAA
Molecule: messenger RNA, 1090 nt
Organism: Macadamia integrifolia
Lineage: Eukaryota; Viridiplantae; Streptophyta; Magnoliopsida; Proteales; Proteaceae
Product: transcription factor MYB1-like
Exons: 4
Coding region: 182-919 (245 amino acids)
Biological process (GO): cell differentiation
Cellular component (GO): nucleus
Molecular function (GO): transcription cis-regulatory region binding
Source: RefSeq, a predicted model, not a curated record